Molecule: messenger RNA, 336 nt
Organism: Staurois parvus
Lineage: Eukaryota; Metazoa; Chordata; Amphibia; Anura; Ranidae
Source: the annotation of a GenBank genome assembly
UCUGUUUUCGUUUUUGCAAGAGCCUUCCUGUAAUGAAGGCUCCAACGCUCUUGAGGAUCAUUGCUUCAAUCAAGCCUGUCUGCAUCGAGUCUGCGUCAGAUCUUGUUGUUUCAGGUACCCCCGUGGAGCUUUAUUCUCAGGGGACAGCUACAGGAACUCUGGUUUUGAGACUACACCCCAUCAAGCUGAAGAAGAUACAAGAAGGGACACGUGGAGAAUAUGAUAAACAGGAGGAAUGUCCGUACGCAAAUUUUCUAUAACAGGUUAUCAUCCUUUAAUAGUUGUCCAUAUAUUAGUGUUAUGCAUUCAUAUUCUCCUCUCGUGUGGCUUAAUUAA